AUGGCAUGCGGGCUCUUCAACCGCGGUUCUGUAGACUAUGUCAACGUUUUACCUCUGGAUGGGGGGUUCCGGCCAGGAGAAAGCUAUGGCCGGUGGAAGGAUGCAGAGAAGCUCAGAGUACAAGUGAUGGAGGUUUGA
Penicillium arizonense is the source of this 138-nucleotide messenger RNA. RefSeq lists its product as uncharacterized. Bases 1 to 138 code for a protein of 45 amino acids. The transcript is spliced from 2 exons. The record is from RefSeq and is a predicted model, not a curated record. Lineage: Eukaryota; Fungi; Ascomycota; Eurotiomycetes; Eurotiales; Aspergillaceae.